CGGGGGACGCUGACGCACCGUGACUCCGGUUCAAGCCUCUGAAGAAGAAACCCGUUGCGCCAUGCUCGCUGUGCUGCAGCGCUGUGCUCGUGACCUGCGGACCUUCAGGACGGUUCGGACUCUGAACCAGAACUUCUGCAGCGCACACAUGGACAAACGCGUGGCCGUGGUGUUGGCGGGCUGCGGGGUCUAUGACGGCACCGAGAUCCACGAGGCCUCCGCUGUCCUGGUGCACCUGAGCAGAGGAGGCGCGCGUGUCAACAUGUUCGCCCCCAACAUCGACCAGAUGCACGUGGUGAAUCACGUGAAAGGCGAACCGUCGGAGGAGAAGAGGAACGUGUUGGUGGAGAGCGCCAGACUGGCCCGUGGAAACAUCCAGGACCUGUCCAAACUCAGCGUCAAAGAGCACGAUGCCAUCAUAUUCCCAGGUGGUUUUGGGGCGGCAAAGAACCUGUGCACGUGGGCGGUGCAGGGGAAGGACUGCUCCGUCAACGACGAGGUCAAAGCCGCGCUGCAGGCCUUCCACGGAGAAGGGAAACCCAUCGGCCUCUGCUGCAUCUCGCCCGUUCUGGCUGCCAAGGUGUUACCCGGCUGUGAGGUCACCGUCGGCCUCGAGAAGGAUGACAAGUACCCCAAUACUACCGACACCGCAGCCGCCAUCAACCAGCUGGGCUGCAAACACGUGAGCAAGAGCGUCAGCGAGAGCCACGUGGACGCCAAGAACAAGGUGGUCACCACCUGCGCGUUCAUGUGCGACGCUCCGAUGCACGAAGUGUUCGACGGGAUCGGAGCGAUGGUGCAGGACGUGCUGAAACUCGCCUGAUUGUCGAAAAGACGGCGGAAACAGAGAGGGCUGUUGUUUCAGUGAGCUUUAUUGUAGCUGCCUGCUGAACAGAGAUCGCUGUAGAAUGAUGUUACAGUAACUUCUUGAUCUAAAGCACUUCCAGAUACUAAAAUAUACAUCUGUAGCAGUAAUGAUCUGAUUUUAUUUUGCAAAAAUCUGUUUGGUUGUGUUCUGAUGCUGCGGAGGAGCCUCAAGAGGGCGAUGUUGAUGCAUUUUUAGAAAAUCAGCAAUAAAACGAGUAAAA
This is a messenger RNA of Larimichthys crocea (large yellow croaker), 1088 nucleotides long. Its product is annotated as glutamine amidotransferase-like class 1 domain-containing protein 3A, mitochondrial. Bases 62 to 823 code for a protein of 253 amino acids. The transcript is spliced from 4 exons. Lineage: Eukaryota; Metazoa; Chordata; Actinopteri; Sciaenidae. The record is from RefSeq and is a predicted model, not a curated record.